UUUCUUCCAUCCAUUCAUUUCAUCACCAAAAUCCAUUUCUCUUUCUUCUUCUCAUGUAACCGUUUUCGUAGCAAACCAAACCAAUGCAGUUACAAAACCACCUUCAAUCUCAAUAACAAUGGCUACAUUCACCUACAAUUACACAAUGUUCAAAUACUUCAACAGAAAAUUCGCUAUCUCCGAACAAGCACCCCCGUCCGAUGUCAAGGAAGUUUUUUCCAAUUUCUCCGAAGGCGGAUCUACCAUAUCUGCCGAUCAACUUCGACGAUUUUUGCUUGAACAUCAAUGCGAACCAGAUUGCACUGAAGAGGAUUCAAAACGGAUCAUUGAAAAUGCUCUGCAAUCGCGGAAACGAGAUCAGGAAAGCGGUGGUGAUGAUGAUGGUGACGGAAUUUCAGAUUCCGGAGAGGGACUUACGGUUGAUGAAUUUUUCCAGUUUUUGUUGUUUGAUGAAUUCAAUGGUCCCUUGAUAACACAGGUACACCAUGACAUGAAUGCCCCGUUAUCACAUUAUUUCAUAUAUACAGGACACAAUUCCUAUCUAACUGGAAAUCAACUGAGUAGUGAUUGCAGUGAUGUGCCAAUCAUAAAGGCUUUGCAACGAGGCGUCCGAGUAAUUGAAUUAGAUGUAUGGCCAAAUUCAGCUAAAGAUGACAUCGUCGUAGUUCAUGGAAGAACGCUUACAACUCCCGUCUCACUAGUCCAAUGUUUGAAGUCCAUAAAAGAGUAUGCUUUCGUUAAAUCUCGUUACCCUGUCAUUAUAACUUUAGAAGAUCAUCUUACACAAGAUCUUCAAGCUAAAGUUGCAGAGAUGACAACUCAAAUAUUUGGAGACAUGCUCUAUUUUCCUCAGACAGAUCCUUUGACAGAGUUUCCUUCACCAGAAUCACUAAAAGAUCGAAUUCUUAUAUCAACCAAACCACCGAAAGAAUAUCUCGAUUCCAAACAAUUUAAGGAUACUAGUGACAGUGAAAGGGAAAUGAGUGAAGAUGGAACAUCACCAGCCCGUAGUAUUGAAGCUGAAGACAAAUGCAGUGAAAGUGACCUUGAUGAGGAAGGUUUGAAUCCUCGUGAUAAAAAACCAGACCAGCAGAGUGCACCUCAGUACAAACGUUUGAUUACAAUCCAUGCUGGUAAACCCAAAGGAAAUGUAAGGGAUCACCUUAAAAUUGCUGGUGAUGUUAAGCGCUUGAGCUUGAGUGAGCAGGAACUUGAAAGGGCUUCUGCCUCUUAUGGAGCUGAUAUUGUUAGGUUUACGCAGAAGCAUAUUAUUAGGGUGUAUCCAAAGGGAACACGUGUCACCUCCUCAAAUUACAGGCCCCAUAUAGGGUGGAUGUAUGGAGCUCAGAUGGUCGCAUUUAACAUGCAGGGGCAUGGAAAAUCACUUUGGUAUAUGCAAGGGAUGUUUAGAGCAAAUGGAGGGUGUGGUUAUGUGAAAAAGCCUGAUUUUCUUAUGGAAAAAGGUUCAAACAGUGAGUGUUUUGAUCCUAAAAGAACACUGCCUGCGAAAACGACAUUGAAGGUUAAAUUAUAUAUGGGAAAUGGGUGGAGCUCAGAUUUUAGCAAAACACACUUUGAUACAUUCUCUCCUCCAGACUUUUACACAAAGGUUUGUAUUGUUGGAGUACCAGCUGAUAAAGCCAUUAAGAAGACCAGGGUAAUUUAUGAUGAUUGGUUUCCAGUUUGGGAUGAAGAGUUUGAAUUUCCUUUAAGUGUUCCAGAGCUUGCUUUGCUUAGGAUAGAAGUUAGAGAGUAUGAUAAGCAUGAAAAGGAUGAUUUUGGCGGACAAACAUGUUUGCCAAUUCCUGACCUGAAAUCUGGAUUCAGAACAAUCCCUCUAAAUGAUGAGAAGGGUGAGCAAUUAAAAUCUGUAAAGCUUCUAAUGCGGUUUCAGUUUACAUGAACAGCAGGUACAGGGCUUAGCUAGCUAGCCAUAUAUUAUAGUCUCAAAUAUCCCUAGGUGGUCUUCCGUUCGACUAGUGACUAGGGAUAUCAAGAAGAUUGUUGUAUUGUAAUUGUAUAGAUUAUUAUGUGAUUAAUUGCUUGAAACAAAUGAUGGGAUUCAGAGGUUAUAUUUAUUUAAUUUCAAGAUAGAGCAGAGUAAUUAGAACCAGAAUUGAAACAAAUGAUGGAAUUCUGAGACUGUUUGUU
This is a messenger RNA of Trifolium pratense (red clover), 2151 nucleotides long. Its product is annotated as phosphoinositide phospholipase C 6-like. Gene Ontology annotation, biological process: phosphatidylinositol-mediated signaling; lipid metabolic process. The transcript is spliced from 9 exons. Bases 119 to 1903 code for a protein of 594 amino acids. Gene Ontology annotation, molecular function: phosphatidylinositol-4,5-bisphosphate phospholipase C activity. NCBI's taxonomy places the organism in Eukaryota, Viridiplantae, Streptophyta, Magnoliopsida, Fabales, Fabaceae. The record is from RefSeq and is a predicted model, not a curated record.